GUGUCAGUGACUAACAUACAAGCGCCACAGCUCAGCAGCCUCCUGCAUGUGGGUUGGGUGGUGUCCACCGUUAAACAGGAAAGAGAGGCAUUUUACAGAACUUAUUCAUGACCCCAACACCUAGUUAUUAAAACUGCCAAAUCAACCACGAUGGAUGACAUUGAUGCGAUGUUCAGUGACAUGAUGCAGGAGAUGGAUCUCCUAACGCAGAGUUUUGAAGCAGAAACAGAGUCUGCGCCUUUGCCCAAACCCCCCACCACUCCCCCCCAUCAAAAAAACUUUUCCAUUGGUUUUACAGAUCUGAAUGCAUCUCUGCAUGAUCUGGAAGACAAUGACUUGGACGCCUUGAUGGCUGAUCUGGUGGCAGAUAUCAGUGCCACGGAAGAAAAGUUUGCCACAGAAAGAGAUACGUUUAAGGGGUCAGCUCCAGUUGCCCAAAUACCCUCCCAGCCUCAGAGUAAUUUUAACCUGAUAGCAUCAACUGACACCUCUAGACCUGCAACUUCUUCCAACUCCAUUGCAGCUCCGCCCCCACCACCACCCUCCAAAUCCAUCAAAAAGGAACAGAUGAAAGCAGAUAAGAUCAAGCUUGCUUUGGAGAAGCUAAAGGAGGCCAAAGUGAAAAAGCUGGUCGUGAAAGUGGAGAUUACGGACGGCAGCUCAAAGACUCUGAUGGUGGAUGAGAGACAAACAGUCAGAGAUGUGAUGGACAACCUGUUUGAGAAGACACAUUGUGACUGCAAUGUGGAUUGGUCUGUGUGCGAGACCAAUCCUGACUUACAGACUGAACGAGCGUUUGAGGACCAUGAGAACCUUGUGGAGCCUCUUUCAACAUGGACAAGGGACACUGAAAACAAAGUGCUUUUUCAAGAGAAAAAAGACAAGUAUGAAGUGUUCAGAAACCCUCAGAAUUUUUAUAUGUGGAAAAAGGAUAAGAAAUCUCUAAAGGACAUGAAAGACAAAGACAAAGAACAGCUACUGGAGGAGAACUUCUGUGGAGCCUCCGUCAUUGUGCCUGACCUGGAGGGUAUUCUGUAUCUGAAGGAGGAUGGCAAGAAAUCGUGGAGACAGCGCUACUUCCUGCUGCGGGCCUCUGGAUUGUAUUACUCACCCAAAGGCAAGACAAAGGCUUCACGGGAUCUUGUGUGCUUGGUGCAGUUUGACAAUGUGAACGUCUACUACUGCAAAGAAUACAGAAUCAAAUACAAAGCACCAACAGACCACUGCUUCAUUCUUAAGCAUCCUCAGAUUCAGAAAGAAUCACAAUACAUCAAGUAUCUGUGUUGUGAUGAUGUGUGGUCCAUGACUCUUUGGGUGACUGGAAUACGUAUUGCAAAGUAUGGUAAGCAGUUAUAUGACAACUACAAGGCUGCUGUGAGGAAAGCUGCAGGCUCUGCAACAUGGGCUAACCGCACUAUCCAGACCUCCUCCAAUGCAUCGACACCCUCCCCUACACCUAAAGCCAAAGCUGCAAAUGGACAUGCUUCUCACCCUGCAGUGGAGACCAAGGGUCCUGGCAACCAAACAUCUUUCCCACCACCACCUCCACCUUCAAUGGAAAUCUUGCCUCCUCAACCACCUGACCCCAUGUUGCCUCCUCCUCUCCCUGCUCCUUCCAGCACAACCAAAGUUAACAAGUUUCCUCCUCCACCUCAAUUUCCACAAUCCUCCAUCCCACCUCCACCCACGGAUGACCUGCCUCCUCCACCACCUCCUCCAGAAGAUGCCGAGCAGCCCCCUGACUUCCUACCUCCACCACCAACUAGUAUGACGUCUUACGGGGGAGCAGCGCUCCCACCACCACCUCCAGAGCCCCUUGCGUCUCUUCCACCACCUCCUCCUGCUCCCCAAAACUUUGCAUCUGCAGGUGGAGCACCGCCUCCACCUCCACCCCCACCUCCACCCCCAGCUCCUGCACCGGCUGCCUACCAACCCACCAACUCCGUCAGAAAAGUGGCUCCUUCUCCCCCUCAGAGGACUACACCUCAACUAGCAGCGCCAUCAGGUGGCGACUUCAUGUCAGAACUGAUGACGGCAAUGCAGAAAAAGCGCAGUCAACCAUGAACUUGAAGACUGAGCUAAUUGACAAUUGUUUGAAAUGUUUUUAUUACACCACAAUACUAAAAUGUGUAAAAACUUUGUUCUUAUGCAACUACUUAGAUUAUAUACUGUAUGUAUUACAAAUAUGCUAUAUCAUUACUGCUAAUGAAAUGUCAGUAAAUAUGGUCUUGCAAAGUUAACUGUUAAAUAGAUUCUGGAAGGCCUUAUUGAGUUCUUAUUUAGAUGCAUGAUGCAAAUUUUCUUUUUCAUUAUUUUUAUUUAAUAUGCUUGUGUAGAACUGCAGAAUGUUUUGAUGCAAAUGAAUGUUCAAGUUAUGCUUACAUUGAAAAAACAGAUUAGGAAGAACAGCUGACCCUCAGCUGCUGAGCCCAGGAUGGAGGUUUACUGGAGUAUCCGGCUCUCUCAGCCUCCUCCUGCUCCACAAAUGGCUCUGUUAGAGUCUUCUGCAACAGCGCCACCUAGAAAUACAUCAUAAGAAAUUCUAUCACAUAUGAAAAAUAAUAGUCUGCCUGAAAAUAUUCGAUUUUAUGUAUAAUUGCCUGGCCUACAGUACAUUUCAAAGUAACAUAUUAAAGCAAAAUUUCAUC
Molecule: messenger RNA, 2648 nt
Organism: Cyprinus carpio (common carp)
Lineage: Eukaryota; Metazoa; Chordata; Actinopteri; Cypriniformes; Cyprinidae
Product: amyloid beta A4 precursor protein-binding family B member 1-interacting protein-like
Exons: 14
Coding region: 151-2064 (637 amino acids)
Biological process (GO): signal transduction
Cellular component (GO): cytosol; plasma membrane
Source: RefSeq, a predicted model, not a curated record